Rhizoctonia solani is the source of this 711-nucleotide messenger RNA. RefSeq lists its product as uncharacterized. Bases 1 to 711 code for a protein of 236 amino acids. NCBI's taxonomy places the organism in Eukaryota, Fungi, Basidiomycota, Agaricomycetes, Cantharellales, Ceratobasidiaceae. The record is from RefSeq and is a predicted model, not a curated record. The transcript has 2 exons.
AUGUCUUCCUUUGACUUUCCUUACCUUUGCACUGUCCUUUUGGGUCUCCCGCUCCCUAUCAAUGACCCCCCACUCUUUGAUUUCCGUCAUUAUUCACCCUCGGAGAGCUCCCUGGAGCGAGUUGAGUCAAUUAAUGGCGCUGUGAACGCCGAUUUGGAGAAUAUCCUUGGACUCAAAGUCCAGGGAAUCACUCUUACUGAAAGCGGACCCGGCAUUGCUGCAUUGGCUGAUCUGCUUGAGAAGUACAUUGGAAUGUUCCCAGACGAUUCUGUCCUCCAGCUCUGGUGCCCAGCUAUCCUGUCAGCAGCGGAGAGCGCGUACAACGCCUCUAACAAGCCACUUCCCAUUCGCGAAACCACGCAUACAGCUUCCUCCAAAGCUCCAUUACCUGCCUUUUCUCCCUCAAAGGGUUCCCGCAAGCGAGCCGCUCCUACUGAAACUGUCGACAAGAGCCAUCUGGGCGCUUUGGUUACUUCUCAAAAGCGCCCAGCAAAGAAACAGAAGACUUCAAUUACCUAUGUGCCUCCUUGGAUUGAUAUCCCGGAGUCAGUUCCAUCUUCUGGCCGUCCUUUUGACCCUCUGGCUCGCCAGCUAUCCCCGCUCUGCUAUGAUUCCCGAGACCAAGACCAGCUUAAGAAGCACCGCUGUAUUGGAUCUACGAAGGGCUGCUCUUUCAGUUGGGCGACCCCUCGCAACCGAACACGCAUAUAA